Messenger RNA from Sorex araneus (European shrew), 3001 nucleotides. It is a transcript of the gene GLB1, whose product is annotated as galactosidase beta 1. Gene Ontology annotation, molecular function: beta-galactosidase activity. Bases 102 to 2099 code for a protein of 665 amino acids. NCBI's taxonomy places the organism in Eukaryota, Metazoa, Chordata, Mammalia, Eulipotyphla, Soricidae. Gene Ontology annotation, biological process: carbohydrate metabolic process. The record is from RefSeq and is a predicted model, not a curated record. Gene Ontology annotation, cellular component: vacuole. The transcript is spliced from 17 exons.
GGGCGGAGCGCAGGGCGGUGCCUGGCGCGGGUCCUUAGUCUGGGGACGCCGAGCGCCCUGCGCGGGUGCCGGUGGCGGGGCCGAGAGGCUGCGGGGAGACAAUGCCCGGGCUCAUCCCUCUCCUCUCUUUGCUCCUGGUGCCGCUGCAGACGAGCGCGGCUGGCCUGCUGCGUAACACCACGAAGAGGACAUUUGCCAUCGACUACGAGCACAACUGUUUCCUCAAGGAUGGCCGGCCCUUCCGCUACAUCUCGGGCAGCAUCCACUACUCCCGCGUGCCCCGCUUCUACUGGAAGGACCGGCUGCUGAAGAUGAAGAUGGCAGGGCUGAACGCCAUCCAGACGUAUGUGCCCUGGAAUUUCCAUGAGCUCGAGCCAGGAAAAUACCAGUUUUCUGGAGACCAGGAUGUGGAAUAUUUCAUUCAGCUGGCGCAAGAACUGGAUCUGCUGGUCAUCCUCAGGCCGGGACCCUAUAUCUGUGCCGAGUGGGACAUGGGAGGAUUACCUGCUUGGCUGUUAGACAAAGAAUCAAUUGUUCUGCGUUCUUCUGACCCAGACUACCUUCAGGCUGUGGACAAGUGGUUGGGAGUCCUGCUGCCCAAGAUGAAGCCGCUCCUCUACCAGAAUGGAGGCCCCAUUAUAACUGUGCAGGUAGAGAAUGAGUACGGCAGUUAUUUUGCCUGCGAUUAUGAUUACCUGCGCUUCCUGACCAAACGCUUCAGGGAACACCUGGGUGAGGACGUGGUUCUCUUCACCACUGAUGGAGCGAAUGAAAAGUUUCUGCAGUGCGGGGCUUUGCAGGGGCUGUUCGCCACAGUCGACUUCGGAGCAGGUUCUAACAUCACAGCUGCUUUCCUAACCCAGAGGAAGAGUGAGCCCAAAGGGCCCUUGGUCAAUUCUGAAUUCUACACUGGCUGGAUUGACCACUGGGGCCAGGCUCACUCAACAGUCAGCACCAAAGCUGUCGUCUCCUCUCUCUCCGAGAUGCUGGCCCAGGGAGCAAACGUGAACAUGUACAUGUUUAUAGGUGGGACCAAUUUUGGCUAUUGGAAUGGGGCCAACAUGCCAUACCAAGCCCAGCCAACCAGCUACGACUACGACGCCCCACUGAGCGAGGCGGGGGAUCUCACCGAGAAGUAUUACGCGGUGCGAGACGUUAUCGCGAAGUUUGAAAAGUUACCAGAAGGUUUCAUCCCUCCAUCUACACCGAAGUUUGCCUAUGGGAAAGUUGCUAUGGAGAAGUUGGUGACAGUGGAGGAAGCUCUGGGUAUUCUGUGUCCCGGUGGGCCCACUAAGAGCCUUUACCCCCUGACGUUUACCCAGGUGAAACAGUACUUUGGAUUCGUGCUCUAUCGAACAACGCUGCCUCAAAACUACAGCGACCCGACACCCCUCGGCACACCCUUUUACGGAGUCCACGAUCGGGCCUACGUGGCAGUGGAUGGGGUCCCCCUGGGAGUCCUGGAGCGAGACGGUUUUCUGACUCUGAAUGUAAUGGGGAGAGCAGGAGCCACUCUGGACAUCCUGGUGGAGAAUAUGGGGCGCGUGAACUACGGCCCGAAUAUCAGUGAUUUUAAGGGACUGGUUGCCAACCUGACCCUCGGCAACAACACCCUCACGGACUGGGCCAUCUUCCCACUGGACACGGAGGAGGCAGUACGCAGCCACCUGAGAAGCUGCAGUAGCCGUGACAGCAGCCACCACCACGGAGCCCCUGCCCGACACUCGUCUGCCUACAUGCUCCCCGCCUUCUACAUGGGGAGCUUCUCCAUCCCCAGUGAGAUCCCAGACCUGCCCCAGGACACCUUCAUACAGUUUCCCGGAUGGACCAAGGGUCAGGUCUGGAUCAACGGCUUUAACCUUGGCCGCUACUGGCCAGCGCGGGGCCCCCAGAUGACCUUGUUUGUGCCAAAGCACAUCCUGGUGACCUCGGCUCCAAACAACAUCACAGUGCUGGAGCUGGAGCAUGCUCCCUGCGGCGAUGGCGACCCUCAGCUCUGCGCCGUGGAGUUUGUGGACAGGCCCGUGAUCAGUUCUGAAGUAGCGAGAAAGAAGAUGUGGAAAGGCCCCUGGCACAGCGGAGCUGUUCAGGAGCUCUAGGGAAGCCACUGACCGGCUCUGCACCCUGAGAUAAAUCCCAGCUGGAGCCCCACUGGGAACAGAACCUCCUGCACACGCUGGUGCCAGCCCCGGACAUCCUCGGGCCCCAGACACCUCCGGACCCGGAAAGCAGAACCCUGUGCUGGAGGAAAAUGUUUUACGUUAGCCCUUCACCUCCCAAAAUACCGACUGGGAACCAGCAUCUUGAACUUGCCCACACUCAGAGGAGACCCAUCAGAGGUGAGGGGAGCCGUUUCCACCUCGCCAGGUGGCACCCAGUGCCCUGAGAUGGUGGCACAUCCCCACCCCCCGCCCCCCCAUUCUUUGACAGUAAAAAGCAAUACUGCGUUUCCAAAGGCCUCUCGAUCGCCAGCUUUCCGGAUCCGUUGGCUAAUGUGCUGGGAAGAUUCUGCUGAGCGUCCUUGCAGCCUGGUCUUUCGGUCCCUGUUGAGUCCCCAUCGUGGUUCUGCUGGCCUCCACCCUCCUUUCCGUAGCCGUCUUGGGGAGAAUACAAAGUGGGCAAAGCCGCUGCCACGGCUGCCACAUCAUUCCCUGGGAAGCCUGAGCUACGACAUCCUAAAUACUGAGUGUUGAGGUGGCGGACCACAGGAACAGGCGUCUCAGAGGCGUUUCAACAAGUUCAGGGCCUUAAGAUUGUUGCCGGGUGUGGAGGGGUGUCUCGGCUGGCCCCUGGUGCAUCCCCAGCCUUACAAGUAUCAGCCCGAGAUCUCUCAGCUCCGGUGGCAGGAGGGGAGGGGCGGGGCAUGAGGAACUGCGGACACUGCCAGGAAGAGAGACCCAGCCGGCUUCUGGAACUCUGCUUCCCCACAAGUACUUGCUCUGAUUUUUCAUUUGGAAUUAAUUCUGUUUUCUUCUACUCAAUAAAAUUUGUGCACAAAUCA